Molecule: messenger RNA, 2310 nt
Organism: Dermatophagoides pteronyssinus (European house dust mite)
Lineage: Eukaryota; Metazoa; Arthropoda; Arachnida; Sarcoptiformes; Pyroglyphidae
Product: sodium-dependent dopamine transporter-like
Biological process (GO): nitrogen compound transport; amino acid transport; sodium ion transmembrane transport
Cellular component (GO): plasma membrane
Source: RefSeq, a predicted model, not a curated record
GUGGUAGUGAAUCAAAACAAAAAUCAAAAAUGAUAUCUUCCGAUCAUAUGGGAAAUAUUAUUGAAACAAUGAGUACAACUACAACAACAACAACAGCAACAAGUUUUGAAAGUGGUAGUCUUAAUACCGGUGAUGAUAAUGAUAAUGGUGAAAAAAAUAUCGAACGUGAACAAUGGGGUAAAAAAAUUGAUUUUCUUUUAUCGAUUAUCGGAUUUGCUGUUGAUUUAUCGAAUGUUUGGCGUUUUCCAUAUCUUUGUUAUAAAAAUGGUGGCGGUGUAUUUUUAAUUCCAUAUACAACAAUGUUAUUAUUUGGUGCAUUACCCUUAUUUUUUAUGGAAUUAUCAUUAGGACAAUGGGCAAAAACCGGUCCAAUAAGUUUAUGGGAUAAAAUUUGUCCACCAUUAAAAGGAAUUGGUUAUUGUUUUGUAUUAAUAUCAUGGUAUGUUUCAUUUUAUUAUAAUGUUAUUAUUGCUUGGACAACAAGUUAUGUUAUUAAAACAAUUUUUUCGGGUAAUCUAAUGCCUUGGCAACAUUGUAAUAAUUGGUAUAAUACUGAAGAUUGUAUUUCAAUGGAAGAAAUUAAACAGCUCAAAUGUGGUCAACAACAACCAAAACAACAAACAACAAUGAUGAUGGAUAUUAUCAAUCAAACAACAACAACAACACAAAGAUCUAUUUUAAUCAAUCAAAGUUUGCCUUUGAAAAAAUUAUUAUUAUCAAAUCGUAAAAUAAUAAAUUCAACAACAGCAAUGAUUAUGAAUCGUGAACAACCCGAACAAGAAUAUGAUAUUGAAAUGAUUUGUGAAAAACUUUCUAAUCGUACAUCACCAACUGAAGAAUUUUUCAACCGAGGCCUGUUACAGAUUGAUCAAUCACGUGGAUUAGAAAGCCUUGGACAUAUACGAAUGGAAUUAGUUGGUUGCCUUUUAAUUGUAUUCAUAAUACUUUAUUUUUCACUUUUCAAAGGUGUAAAAUCAUCAGGAAAGGUUGUCUGGGUUACAGCAACUGCACCUUAUUUUAUUCUAACCAUAUUAUUGAUACGUGGCCUAUUUUUACCUGGAUCUAUUUCAGGAAUAUUAUAUUAUAUAAAUCCACAAAUGCAUAAAUUAUUAGAACCAAUGGUUUGGGUUGAUGCUGCCGUACAAGUAUUCUAUUCAAUUGGUGUUGGUUUUGGUGUACAUUUAACAUAUGCAUCAUUUAAUAAAUAUAAUAAUAAUUGUUAUCGUGAUUGUUUGAUAACAGCAUCGGUUAAUUCAUUAACAUCAUUUUAUUCUGGUUUUGUUAUAUUUACAUAUUUGGGUUAUAUGGCAACAUCAAUGAAUAAAGAAAUUGAAAAUGUUGCUAGUGAAGGUUAUGGUCUAGUAUUUCAAGUUUAUCCCGAAGCUAUUUCAACAUUACCAUUUGCAAAAUUUUGGUCAUUAUUAUUUUUUUUCAUGUUAUUAACAUUGGGUAUUGAUUCGGCUAUGGGUGGAAUUGAAGCUGUCAUCACUGGAUUAAUGGAUGAAUUUGAUCUACAUAAACGUUUUAAACGUGAAUAUUUUACCGGUUUAGUUAUAAGCGCUUCUUUUAUUGGUUCAUUAAUUAAUUGUACUCAGGGAGGCGCAUUCACAAUGGUUUGGUUCGAUACAUAUUCUGCCGGUAUUUCAUUAAUAGCAUCGGCUAUGUUUGAAACAUUAGCUGUUAUGUAUAUUUAUGGAGCCGAAAAAUUUUGCCUUGAUAUUGAAUCAAUGAUUGGCCAUCGACCAAGUCGUUAUUUUGUUUAUUCAUGGAAAUAUAUUUCACCUGUAUUUCUUACUACGAUCAUAAUAAUGUCGAUUAUAAAUUCAGAAUCAAUUUCAUAUUAUGGUUAUAAUUUUCCAUUAUGGGCAACAAUAUCCGGAUGGUGUUUUACAUUAUCAUCAAUAUCAUUUAUACCAUUAUAUGCCGCAUUUUAUUAUAUACGUAAUCAUUAUCGUAAAAAAUCAUCAUCAACAACGAAAACAACAUUGAUGAAAAACAUUGAUAAGAAGAAUAGAAAACAAAAAUCGAAAAAAUCUAAAAUUGAUCAUCAUUCAAAUGAAAAAGAACCAACCGAAAUGUUGGUCAUGUUGACAAGUUAUGGUGGUGAUGAUCAUCAUGAUGAUCAUAAUGAUGGUGGAAAUCGCAAUAAUAAUGAUAAAAAUUUCAACCAAAACAAACAAAAAACAACAAAAAUUCAACCAAACAAUGCUCCAAUGUUUGGCAGUGGUGGUGUUUAUGUUUAAAAAAAUAUCAAAUGUCAUUUUCAAAUGCUAUCUAUCGAUUCGCUGCAUAUCGUCAUUAUCUUCGUCA